This is a messenger RNA of Metarhizium brunneum ARSEF 3297, 1143 nucleotides long. RefSeq lists its product as uncharacterized. The record is from RefSeq and is a predicted model, not a curated record. Lineage: Eukaryota; Fungi; Ascomycota; Sordariomycetes; Hypocreales; Clavicipitaceae.
AUGGCGGAGCAGAAACAUGCCCGCAGACGGACAAGCAGCAAUGCGGCCACGCUCCCCGUCAGAAACGGCCAGCAUGCGCGGAAGCAGUCCAAAGCAGCCGUACAGCCCAGGUCGGCACAUACCGCCGACGACUUUCUCCACGACUUUCUAGACGCCUCAUUUGAUCCCGCCGCCUACCUGAAUGCUACUUUGCCGCCUCUCGCCAGCAGGCAGGCGUCCUCCCAGCCGGCUGGUGCUGUGCCGCUCGCCGAGCUGUCCGCCCAAGCGCAGACCUUGCUAUCGCAGCUGAAUGCGCAGACUACCCGGCUGUCCAAUACGCUGACACAGCUGACGGAUGAUAUUUUGAGGAGCGGCAGCCGGCUGGCGUACGAGGUGGAGUUGCUGAGGGGCGAGACGCUGGGCCUGUCGGAAAUGUUGCACGAGACGCUCAAGGAGGACAUUGAGGUUUUCGUCCCGGGUGGUCUGCAGCCGAAUCACGAAACGAGGAAGGAGGCCACCAGGAGGGGUGAAGCCGACGAGGACAAGGACGGCGUUGAGGCGUCGCCGCCGCCGGCUGAUGCCGCCGCUGCCACCGGUGCCAACGACUCAUCUGACCCGGAAUACAUCAAACAGCUACAGACACUCACACUGGUCCGGUCACGCCUCGAAUCCGUCAUCCAGACCUUUGGCGACGCCAUGGACUUUACCUUCCCGCCGUCAGAAGUAUCCGUCAGCUCGGGGUUCCUGUCCGUCUCCGCGCCGGAACCCGGCUCCGAGCAGCAGAGCUCCGAGGAAAAGGGGCAGCAAGUACUACGGAAGCUGCGCGACGAGAUUGCGGGCUUUCUACAGCAGAGCGACGACCCCAUCCAGGGCAUUGAAAGGGCCGCCGCUAGGAUCGAGGAGCUCAAGGAGCUGAGUGUCGUGUGGAAAGGCACGGCGGAGGAAAAGGGCCGCAGCAAGUUUAUUGAGAGCCUGGCCAAGAUGGUCGAGGAUAGGCAUAGGGACUUGGUGAGGGAGAUGGACCAGGCGGCGAGGAGGGAGGGCCGGGCUGCGGGCUCACAAGGCAAGAAGCCUGGUGGCCAGGAGGGGGCUGGCGAGGAAUCCAAGGUUCCUGGCGGGUUUGGACUCAUUAGCCAGUUGCAGAAAUUGAGGAGCGGGCUGUAG